Messenger RNA from Eruca vesicaria subsp. sativa (arugula), 1268 nucleotides. The record is from the annotation of a GenBank genome assembly. Lineage: Eukaryota; Viridiplantae; Streptophyta; Magnoliopsida; Brassicales; Brassicaceae.
GAGCAUCAUCAUCAUCAUCCUCGUCAUCAUCGCUCUGUAUCAUCCACCUUUUAAAACCCCCUCAAAAAUCUCUCAACACCUUCUCUCUAAAACAAUCAACACUCUAAACAAAUUCUCCCUCUCUCUCUGUUUCUGAUUCAAUAUGGGUUUUAGUAAAGAAGAGAUUAGCAAAAGCAGAAGGUUUUGGUCUUCUCUAUGGAGAGGCAUCAAAACUGUAUUCGUUUUGUUCACAAUGUUCCUCUCUUUCCUCCUCGUCUCUGCUCCGAUCUUCCUCGCCCUCGCAGAUGCUCUCCUCCCUUCCGCUCUCCUCCACCGCCUCUCCACGCCGGCGAACCUCUCUUCUCAUCUCACCAACUACGAUUUCCGCCACUCUCUCAUCGAUAUUCCAUUAAUCUCCAUAGUCAGAUCCGCCGUUAUACUCUGCGUUUACGGGCUUUGUGAUGGACCCAAGUUAUCGAGAGGUCCGUAUCUGAUGAUAACAAUGAUCUGCUCAAUUUCAUCUCUGAUCUACGUUUCGUUAAAAGCUGCGUUCGUAUUCGGCGAGCCAGCGAAUGUAGACGGCGGUGGUAACUACUUCAGAGCGGCGGAGGUAGCUCUGUUUCUAUGCUCGUCCGUUUUAGCCGUUGGUCAUAUAGUUGUGGCGUAUAGAACAAGUUGUAGAGAGAGAAGAAAGCUCCUCGUCUUCAAGAUCGACAUCGAAGCUGUUUCGGCAUGUAAAAACGUGUACCCGAGAUACCAAAAGAUCCUCCAACAAGAGAGACUCAUAUAGAUACGUUUUUCAGGAGACUCAAAUACAUGUUGCAAAUAUGUAUACACACAUGACACGUGGCCAAACGUAUGUUAAUAUAUGAAAAUACGACGUGUAAAUGUAGCUUCUUCUCCUGCCUUUCGGUGUUGACCCAUAUCAACUCCUUCGCUUUUAAGUUUCAGAAAGAUCCAAAGGGCAUAAGAUAGUCUGUAAAGGCGGGACGAACAGAUAGACCUAGUGAGAACUAUACAGGUUUUUAUGGUAGACAACUCCGAUGAAUUGGCAGUUGUUAGCUUUGAUAUUAGUUAGUGAGAUUUGUAUAUAAUAUAGUUUUGUAGUAACCUAGAGCUCAUCAGUGUGAAAAGAUGCCCAAGGCAUUUUUAAUUUUCUUUUUGUUUUGUAUAUAUUUUAUGACAUUUUCAAAAUAUUUUAUGAAUUUUGGUUUUACUAGUUGUAAGCAUCAGACCAGAUGUGUAAUGAAGGCAUCAUCAAAACUUCUUAUAUAAUUGUAAAGCAACCG